This is a messenger RNA of Emiliania huxleyi CCMP1516, 339 nucleotides long. RefSeq lists its product as hypothetical. Lineage: Eukaryota; Haptophyta; Isochrysidales; Noelaerhabdaceae. The coding region runs from base 1 to 339 and encodes 112 amino acids. The record is from RefSeq and is a predicted model, not a curated record. The transcript has a single exon.
AUGGGCCGAGACCGGCAGAGGUCACGCACGAUCCGCCGAGGCGUAGGUGUGGACUUUGGCAGCGCCUACCUCGGCCUCGCGGACCUGAAGUACGCCGAGCUGCAGAACACGACCUUUCGUGCCGCCACCGUCACCGACGCGAGAUUCGACCACGCAAACGUGUCGGGCGCCGAUUUUACGGACUCGGUCGGCUUGGAGAAGGCGUGGUUCGGGAAGGUCGUCGGCUCGCCAAGGCUUGGGGGGUAUUCGGUGGUCAUAGGACCCGGUCCCAAAUGGUCUGUCUCGAAGAUGACCGCCCUUGUCGGCGCGACGCCGACGGCGAUCCCGAUCGCCGGCUGA